AUGUCAGACCUCCAGGACCAAGCUUGCCAUCUAUACGACCAAGCAGACAAGCUCAGAAGCAGUAGAAACUGCGGCAGCAACACGUCUUCAAGCCAGAGCGCAUCGGAUUGGCAGGAUCAAUCGCACAUGGCGACGCAGAGUAAUGACUAUUAUUCAGGAUCCGGACAGUAUGCCACACAAAACGACAAUGGAGGAGCUAAGGGAUCGAAUGGUGAUAUUGAGCGUAGAUGGCAACGCUGGUGA
This is a messenger RNA of Aspergillus chevalieri, 243 nucleotides long. RefSeq lists its product as uncharacterized. The record is from RefSeq and is a predicted model, not a curated record. Lineage: Eukaryota; Fungi; Ascomycota; Eurotiomycetes; Eurotiales; Aspergillaceae. The transcript is spliced from 2 exons. Bases 1 to 243 code for a protein of 80 amino acids.